Molecule: messenger RNA, 1902 nt
Organism: Periophthalmus magnuspinnatus
Lineage: Eukaryota; Metazoa; Chordata; Actinopteri; Gobiiformes; Gobiidae
Gene: smg9
Product: SMG9 nonsense mediated mRNA decay factor
Exons: 13
Coding region: 129-1652 (507 amino acids)
Biological process (GO): nuclear-transcribed mRNA catabolic process, nonsense-mediated decay
Source: RefSeq, a predicted model, not a curated record
AAAUCAAGUGGUCUAGAAAACGAACGAAUAUUUACAUCCAGCGUGAGGGUAGAAUCUGGUAGAACAUAUUUCUCUUACAGUCAUUUUAUAUGUGAAUAGUACAGUUGUCAGUUAUUUUGUGGUGUGCCAUGUCGGAGUCGGGACACAGUCAGCCAGGAAUGUACUGUCCGGGACGACGGAGGAGACGUCGCCGGGGUGAGAGAGAUGUGGGUCCCCCAGGACAAAACCUCUCUGGACCGAGCCGAGACCGAGAGUACCAGCCCCGAGAGCGGAGGGACGGGAGUGAGGAACCACCUGGACCACUUAUUCAGAAAACUCCAAUUAUUCUGGCUAAACCCCCAGCAGAAAGGGCUAAAACUACACAAAAUGUAGUACCCAGUGGAGGACCUGUUCUUGAAAAGCCUAUUAUGCUGAUGAAGGCCCGGGAUGAUGGGGGUAAGCCAGGCACCCCUCCAGAAGCAGCUGCUCAACCUCCUGGAGCUGGACCCUCAAAAAUAGAGCGAGAGGGGCAGCGUCCCACGCAGCCAGUCUACCAGAUACAAAACCGAGGAAUGGGUGGUUCGGCAACAAGCAGUGCUGUGGAUCCUUUGGUUGGUCAAGCUAAAUUAAUUCCACCUGAGAAGAUGAAACACAGCAUUAAAUUGGUAGAUGAACAGAUGAAUUGGUGUGACAAUGCAAUGGAGUAUUUAAGAGACCAGACAGACAUGCUGGUAGUUGGAGUCAUUGGUCUGCAAGGCUCAGGAAAAUCAACCAUUAUGUCCCUGUUAUCCGCCAAUACACCUGAGGAGGAUCCAAGGGCUUAUGUAUUCCGAGCUCAAACCCAGGAAAUCAAGGAGAGAGGAGGUAACCAGAGCUCAGGAGUGGAUUUCUUUAUUACACAAGAACGUGUUAUAUUUUUGGACACACAGCCCAUCCUCAGCCCAUCCAUUCUUGAUCACCUCAUCAACAAUGAUCGGAAAUUACCUCCAGAGUACAACCUUCCUCAUACAUAUGUGGAAAUGCAGUCUUUACAGAUAACAGCCUUCCUGUUUACAGUGUGCCAUGUUGUAAUUGUGGUUCAGGACUGGUUUACAGAUAUAAACCUAUACAGAUUUUUGCAGACUGCUGAGAUGCUGAAACCUUCCACGCCCUCUGCAAGCCAUGACAGCUCCGGCUCCUUGGGCAAAGAAGACGGGGCUGAAUACUAUCCUCAUAUAGUUUUUCUCCAGAAUAAGGCAAGAAGAGAUGAUUUUUGCCCCAAAAAUAUGAAGAAUAUGCAUAUGGUGGUGGACAAACUGAUGGCACAUUCUCAUCUUAAAUACAAAGGCACAUUGUCAAUGCUGGACUGCAACAUCUUUCCUGGAUUGAGGUCAGACUACCUCGAAAAUGAGGUGAAUAUGUUUUUACUUCCUGUGCAGGAGGGUGAAGAGGACAAUUUAAACAAAGCAGGGUCGGGCACAUACCCUCUCUUUUCUCUACUUCCUGGGUACAGAGGGCAUCUGACUUUUUCUGCUAUGGUUCCCAAGCUUCGGAGUCAGAUACUGGCCAUGCCCCGCUCUCAGCUCUCACAUACUAUACUCACAGAGAAAAACUGGUUUCAUUAUGCUGCUCGGAUCUGGGAUGGUGUGAAAAAGUCAUCAGCUCUUUCUGAAUACAGCCGCCUUCUCUCCUAAUGAUCUUAUACAGAUAUGGAUACUGAUAGAGCAAAGGGAGAUAAAGUUGUUCUUGAAGUUAUUCCUAAAUGAACUUGUGCGUCUUUCCCAAAGCCGAUCCCUCCCUGUAGGCAUAAUACAUCGUCUGUACAUGCCCAAUCAAAAUGACAUAGUUUGGAAUGUUAUGUCAGAAUUCUUUGUAUUGUUCUUUGUAUUAUAUACUCACUCUGUUUUGAUUUACUGUACAUAAACAUUCUUUGUUAUUACUUUU